AUGAGCCCCCAGGACAGUUCUGUGUACCCUUUCCAGUUCCUUCUGUUGGUGGGGAUACCUGUGGCCAGCGCUUUCCUUCUGCUUCAGUGCCUUCGCUGGCACUGUUCUCAGUGGCUGCCAGGAGACUGCAGGAAUCCAGAUGACCAAGAGGAGACCGUGUUCCCACCCACUCCAUUACCAGAAUAUCAGCCCCCAAGGCAAUGCCCGCCCCCGACACUACCGGAAGUGGCUGCGUUCUACCAGGAGCUCCACACGCCCACCCGGGGCCAGACCAUCACCCGGAAGCUCAUGCAUAAGCUACUGGUGUAUUCUGCUCGAGAGGUGGACCACCGUGGCGGAUGCCUGAUGCUGCACGACACAGGCAUUUCUCUGCUCAUCCCGCCAGGUGCUGUGGCAGUGGGUCGUCAGGAGAGGGUGUCCUUGGUUCUGGUGUGGGACCUGAUGGAUGCCCCAUCAUUGUCUCACAGACAGGGGCUAGUGAGUCCUGUGGUGGCCUGUGGCCCUCAUGGAGCCGCCUUCCUGAAGCCUUGCACCCUCACAUUCAAGCACUGUGCCCAGGAACCCAGUCAGGCCUGUGCCUACACCAGCAAUACUUUCUUGCUGGAUGCCAAGAACUGGAGGCGUCUGGGUCGGCCGGGGGCUUAUACCUCCCGGGAUGAGUGUCGUAUCCUGCUCUCUCACUUCAGCCUCUACACCUGCGUUCUGGAGGCACCCCUGGGUCAGACAGCCCGCAAGUGGCUGCAGCUGGCAGUGUUCUGCUCCCCGCUGGCACCCGGGCAGACCCACCUGCAGUUGCGUGUCUACUUCCUGAACAAUACUCCCUGCGCCCUGCAGUGGGCUAUCACCAAUGAGCAACCCCAUGGUGGACGCAUGCGUGGGCCCUGCCAGCUCUUCGACUUCACUGGGGCCAGAGCAGACCAGUGUCUGAAGCUCAAGUACAUCUCUGAGGGUUGGGAAAACGUGGAUGACAGCAGUAGCCAGCUGGUUCCUCACCUUCAUAUCUGGCAUGGAAAGUGCCCCUUCCGUUCUUUCUGCUUCCGGAGAAAGGCAGCCAAUGAGAAUGAAGACUGCUCGGCAGUAACCAAUGAGAUCAUUGUCACCAUGCACACCUUCCAGGAUGGCUUGGAAGCCAAGUACAUGGAAAUCCUCAGGUUCCAGGCCUCAGAGGAAGAGUCCUGGGCGGCACCACCUCCUGUCUCUCAGCCUCCCCCAUGCAAUAGGCUGCCCCCGGAGCUCUUUGAGCAGCUGCAGAUGCUGUUGGAGCCCAGCAGCGUCACUGGGAAUGACUGGCGUAGACUGGCCUCCCACAUGGGGCUGUGUGGCAUGAAAAUCCGGUUCUUGUCCUGCCAACGCAGUCCCGCCGCAGCCAUCCUGGAGCUGUUCGAGGAACAGAAUGGCAGCCUGCAGGAGCUUCACUACCUCAUGACCUCCAUGGAACGGUUGGACUGCGCCUCCGCCAUCCAGAACUACCUGAACCGAACUCCUCGGGGCAGCCCAGCCACAAUGCACGGAGGCGUCUGGGAGAACUGUGGCCUGCAGCUGGAUGAGAAACUCUAAGCAUGCCCUGCGGGGCCUCGUGGGGUGCUGCAGCAGGCCGGGUCAUGCCUAUGAGUUCAGGGUCAUUGGCACAGCCUCGGGUGGACCGAGCUGGAACCCCCAGCGAGGCUAGACUGCCUUGCCACCAGCCCUGCAUCAGUACCACUAUCCUGUUGGCCAACUUUGUCUUGAGUGCAGGUUCCCUCCUGGUCAGUAGAGGGCGCAGGAGUCUGGGAGAUGGCCACAACCCAGUCAGCUUCCAAAAUGCUGCUUUAUUUUCUCGUGGACGGCCAGGUGGCCCUGCAAACACACUGAGAUAGAGACUGCUCAGUCCACAAGUAUUCACGGAGCACUGAGACUCAGCACCAAGCAGGAAUCAUGGGGAAUGUCGGCUUCUUUGAUCUUGUUCUGGAGUCUGUUCUGCCGAAUUGAUAUGCACUCACCGUCAGCUGAGCCGCAACAUUCUAGAAGUACCUUCCUAAGGUUAGGGAAUGCGGUGGGUGUGGAGCUGUGCUUAGCUUUGAGUUGAGAAGGGAGGGCGCUGAGGUGGGCCGGAGCAAAGAGUAGUCUCCAGAGAGGAUCAUGGGAGAUAUCUUUGGGUGGGGCUUGGAGAAUAUGGUGGGUGCACAGAGAACCAAGAGUGAGUGUGUUGGGCUGCCUUAAGGAGCUCACCUGAGGGGUGUGAGGAGGUUGGCAGAGGGUUCAAGGCCAGAUCUAGAGAAGGGUAGUCAUACCUACUGGCCUCGUGCUCCUGUCCCUUCAUGUCUUCCCAUGGAGGUCAUUCUCUGCCACUGUCUCUCUCAACACACACACACACACAGACACACACACACAGAGGCACGCACACACAAACACACAGACACACACAUAGAGGCACACACACACACACACACACGAAGCUGAGAAGCAUUCAGGGUGCUCAGGGCUUCACACUGCUUUGUCUCUCUCUAGUUAUGGACGCCCCCCCCAUCUUUGUGUGCUUUUUUUUUAAUUAAAACAAAUCCCCCAUCACUACCUCAGGUGAGUGUCUCAGAACUAAUGCUGAUGUCAAGACUCCUGAAAGAGCCUCAACUAUUCGGGGAGUGAAUGAGCACAGAUUCCACCUCCUCCCCCGCCAGAUCAAGGUCUCCUUUAAGGCCAGGAAGUAAAGACUGGAGAUUAAAGGACACUCCACCCAGUCAACAGUUCUGGCUAUUAAUAUUCUUGGUUCCCAAUAGUUUUGUUAAUUUGUCCAAAGACAGACAAUCUCUCUGGAAAGCCCUAACAAUUCACUUCCACAUUUAAGUAAAAUUUUGGUACUUUUAAAUAGUGAGUAAUAUUAGUAAGACAUGAAAAUGCCUUUCUUCUUAACUAAGUUUUGUCAAGACUGAUAACUUUGCAUAUAGGUAUGACUUUUAAUACAAUUUUAAAAUUUCCAUUAUAUUCUGUGUAGAUAUGUGUAUAUGUGAGUGCAGGUGUCAGCGGGGGGUGGGGGGCAGAAGAAGCCAUUGGCUCCCCUGGAGCUGGACUUUGUGAGCCAUCUGGCCAGGGAGCUGGGAACUGAACUCUGGUCCUGACCACUGAGCUGUCUCUCCAGGCUCCAGUGACCUUGGAUGGUAACAGUGUAUGGAUGAGUAUUCUGCAGUGCACUUCUGGGAUGAAAGCAGACCAGUACCAGGCAGCUCAGUUCUCCUUCUUGAAGCAGAGCUUUAGGAUUUGGGCCCUUCCGGUCUCUCCCUGUUCUUUAAGCCUCAAUUGUUGCCUUCUGCCCUUCUUCUCCCUUCUCUCACACCACUGCUGAUCUGUCCGAGUCGGUGCCUUGGCUCAGAAUUGGCCAGCAAAGGGCACUUUCCCCCUCCGUCCCCCACAGCUUCUUCUCUGCAGGCCAAUCAAAGGCAUCCUUGGAGUCCUUUCUGGAACAAUUGAUUUUAUAUAGCAAACAGAAACCACAGGGGUUACAGGAGAGGGGGAUUGUGGGAGUUCUGAUUCCCAUCAUGGGAGAGAAUGCUUUCUGGCAUGUGUUAAGGUUUGCUAGAGGGACAGUAGUAAAGAUCUAUCUAUCUAUCUAUCUAUCUAUCUAUCUAUCUAUCUAUCUAUCUAUCUAUCUAUCUAUCUAUCAUCGAUAUAGAUACAGAUAUAGAUAUAGAUACACUUUAAAAUGGUGCUUAUUAGAUUGACUUAUAGAAUAUGAACUGAAAAGUCCAACAUGGCUGUCUUCACAUCAAAGAGACUGAGACUGGCAGCUGCUUAGUCCACAUGGCUGGAUUCCUUAGCAAUCCCAGUUUGUGCCAAAGGUCUAGAGGAUUCCUGGAAAAUCACUAGUCUUCUGUGCACAUUGGAAGCCUAAAGAGAGGAAUAGGGAACUGGGGUUUGAUACCAGUAAAGAGUUGCCACUGUCACUACAAUGGGGUUGAGAAACUUUCCAGCCAGGGUGAAGGCAAACAGGCAAAGGGCCAAGCUUUUUCUCUUGGUCUUUCCUUUUAUCUGUCACCGGAAGGUACUCCCCAGGCUCUCACAUGUAGGGUGGAUCUUUCCCACUCCAUAUAAGAAAAUCAAAGCUAACCUUACCUCACAGGCCUGCCCAACAGUUUGCAUUUGAGCUGACUCCAGAUCCAGGCAAGCUGACAACCAAGAUUAGUCAAUCAGGCUGCCUAGGACAGCUUCUCAGAAUGGGUUUCCAGGGCAGAUAAAAGGAUGCCUGGAUGUCGCGGGACAGGUACAGGCUACAUGGUUCCCACCUGACUAGUAUAUAAUUCUGGUAACUAAAGUCAAGAGAAGGUGAACGGUAGUGGGUGCCAGAAGACCUAAUGCUUUGCCCUAACAUUUGAGCUGACCAGAAUGGGGCCUUUCCACCCUCAGAGCCAAGCAAGAGUAGA
Molecule: messenger RNA, 4391 nt
Organism: Arvicola amphibius (Eurasian water vole)
Lineage: Eukaryota; Metazoa; Chordata; Mammalia; Rodentia; Cricetidae
Gene: Unc5cl
Product: unc-5 family C-terminal like
Exons: 8
Coding region: 1-1557 (518 amino acids)
Biological process (GO): positive regulation of JNK cascade; netrin-activated signaling pathway; positive regulation of canonical NF-kappaB signal transduction
Cellular component (GO): membrane
Molecular function (GO): protein binding; netrin receptor activity
Source: RefSeq, a predicted model, not a curated record